Messenger RNA from Cetraspora pellucida, 1588 nucleotides. Lineage: Eukaryota; Fungi; Glomeromycota; Glomeromycetes; Diversisporales; Gigasporaceae. The record is from the annotation of a GenBank genome assembly.
AUGAGCGACGAACAUUUAGAUGAUAUAGUUUUAGAGGAUAGUAAUGUUAAUUUGGAUGGGUUGGAAUUUGAUUAUAUGGAUUUUAAUAAAGAUUCACCCCAGUCCCCCACAUUCUCACAAACUAGCGAUCAAUCUUUAGUUAAUGAAGAUUUACCUCAGUUACCUGCAUUACUGCAAACCGGUUUAGUCAAACGAAAAAAAAUUGAAAGGCAAGGCGGUAGUCCUGUUAAAGUGUUUUAUAAUAUUACAUUAAUUGAUAAUAUUGAAUUUUGGGUUUGUCGUCAUAAAGCUUGUAUUCCUAGAACAAAAUACAUAAAAGAUGGUUCUACUUCUAAUUUAUGUCAAGCAAAAGUUGUAGUAAAGAAUAAUAGUUGUGAAUUUUGUAUAAUUCCCGAAUCAUCUCAAACAACACUAAUACAAGCAUUUAACAAAACAAAAAAAUAUACAUUCAGUAACCCCAAACAAAAAAAACUUGACAAUAACAUAGCAGCUUUUAUUGUUGAAGAGCUUCAACCAUUUUCAAUUACUCAAUCACGGGCACUUAAAAGAAUUGUUGAAGGACUCGAUGCCCAGGCUAAUGUACUUAGUAAUGACCGUUUAAAAGAAAUUUUUAUUAAUUCUGAAAAUAAAAUUUUGCAAAAUAUUCGUGAAUAUGCACUUAAUAAUAAUGGUGAUCCAUAUAUUGGACUUACCCUUCAUUGGAUCAAUGAUAGCUUUCAAGUAAAAGAAAUGAUUGGUAAUAUCUCAUAUCUUCCAUAUCCUCACAUCUCCGAAUGUCUUUUUAAUAAGAUAGUUGAAAUUUUGGAUAAUCUCAACCUCAAACAUAUAACCAUUAGUGGUACAGUCGAUAAUGGGCGUAAUAUUAAAUCGUGUUUAGAAAGUGAAAGCCCAAAACAAAAACAAUUUUUUUUAGAAGCUCAAAUGGAGAUGGAGGAUUGGGAUAAUUUUCUUUUUGUAGUUCGUGAUGUUUCAAUGAGGUGGAACUCGACGUUCUAUCUUUUAAAACGGCUAACAAUUCUUAAACCUGUAAUGUAUAAGUAUAAAUCAUUUUUAGUUGAAGGUAAUGAAAAUAGUAUACUGCAAAGUUAUGAAGAAAAAGAGCUGUCAUCUAAUGAAUGGGAAAAAGUAACCAAAUUAGUUAAAUUAUUGUAUCCUUAUGAAGUAGUUACAAAAAAACUAUCAGGUUCCCAGUAUCCAACACUUUCUCAAGCAUGGUUCGUGAUUAAUUUUAUUAAAGGAAAACUUGAUUGUGCAAUAACAAAUAAUGUUGAUGUCCAAAAAUUUAAAACACUUCUUCAUGAAUCAAUCAAAAAUCGAUUUUUAGAACCAUCAAAGCCAAUUCGACUCACUGCUUUUCUUGAUCCACGAACCAAAGAUAUGCAAAUCUUUACAGAAGAAGAAAAGAAUCAUACUAUUUCAGAAGCACGCAUAGAAUAUCUUGAAUUAGCUACUAACUAUUAUGUAGAUAAUAUUUCAGAUACAGUACCUAGUGAUAUAAUGAAUGCUGAUAAUGACAUUUUUUCUGAUCCUUCAGCCACUUACUUGCAAGAACAUUCAAAUGAACAAGAUGAUGAUAAUAUUACUAAUU